Molecule: messenger RNA, 2133 nt
Organism: Hirsutella rhossiliensis
Lineage: Eukaryota; Fungi; Ascomycota; Sordariomycetes; Hypocreales; Ophiocordycipitaceae
Product: reverse transcriptase
Exons: 7
Coding region: 1-2133 (710 amino acids)
Source: RefSeq, a predicted model, not a curated record
AUGGCAUCUGCCACAAGCUCGCAUGCCAGCCCAGAUCCCUUUGAUCUGGGUGUCCAUACCCCGCCCAACCUCGCGCGAUUAGCCCGUGCAUCUCAGCUUCGACAUAGUUCCCCCAUUGCGAGCCGUCCCAUUGGUCUCACAUCCGCGUUUCGGCGACCGGCGGCGACGCCGUCCUCGCCCCUUAUCAGACUCUCAAUGCCGCCGCUACGGAAGGAGCGCAGCCCGGUCUCGAUCGUUGAAGCUGCCAACAAGCUCGCAGUUGAACAAACAAAUGCCUACAACGCCAAAAUGACAGUGUUCCGAGCCUUUUGUGAAUCGUUCGAACAGACUGCGAAACAAUACACGUCCGGCCUUGAAUACAGCUUUGCGGAACAAUUUUCCAACAGCUUCCUCGACUUUUGGAAGCAGGCGCUCUCCGACCUCAAUUCCGCACCCGCCCCGACCUACAGCAGCGUCGCCGCCGGUCGCCCUCCCCGCAACAGCAACGACCACAACAACCAAUCUCCCGUCUCCAGGGACGACCAAUCCCGCCCACCAAAAGAAGACCUCCGUGUUUUCGUGCGGCUCGAUGCCGAAGCGCCGGCGCGAGACCACAGCAGCUACGCAAUUCGGACCCACAUCGCCGCCAAAGUCGGCAUCGACUUGCACCGGGUCCCGGCAGCUUUCAAGGUAAACUCGGGAUGGGCCAUCCGAACAACGGACGCUACCAUCAGGGACCUCAUCGUCCAGCGACAGUCGGAAUGGUCCGAGGACCUAGACGCGACCUCGGGCAAUGAAGUCAACUACGAGGCGGCCGUCAAAGACGAAAUCGCCUGCCAGACCGGGCUCACACCCAUCAGCAUCCGUCCCAGCCGGCACGAUUCAAGCGACCUUCCGACUGUGACCGACAACCGUCCUGCAAGCGUUGCGGAAGGAACGGCCAUGACGCGAUCACACGGCGUCAUUCGCCGCCUGACGAAGGAGGAGAAAACCCUCGUCCGACAGAUGGGCACCCAACUAUUUGCUCAGCGGAAGCAACAGUUCGAGCGCAUAGACCAGCCCGAACAGCUAGAACGAGACUCCUCCGAGAUUCUCAAUUCCAUAGCUCCGAGCACUGCUCAGUCCGACGACCAGGAAGCCGAGCACCCAGAUGACAGGUCACGGGGCAGGAGCGAAACCUCGGUCCUAAGCUCGACCAGGACCAUGUCUCCGCCAUUCAUUAUGGUAACCACGACACCUCAGCCUCAGAGCGAGGGCAACGAAUCUAGACCAGCUUCCCUUCAAAGAAGCGACGCAUCAGCCCCAUUGCACUAUCUCCAUGACGAGACAUCCCGCGUGAACCAAAGCGACAAGAAGACCCUGCGAGUCUUCCAAGCUAACGUUGGCAAGAUCUCGCCAGCACAUGACUGCGCCCUUGCCCUCGCCGACUCUGAACGAUACGAUAUAGUGCUCCUCCAGGAGCCGUGGACGGAAGCCAAGGACGGCCGAUGUCUUACCAAAACCCACCCAGCCUACGAUACCUUCUCCCCAGUCGACAGCUGGGACGACAACAGCACCCGACCCCGAGUAAUGACCUAUGUCCGGCGGAGUCCCUGCCUGAUGACAGAUCAGAGGAGGCCUGUGGCGACCCGCGACAUUCUCUGGCUCACCAUCAACAACAUAACAGUAGUAAACUUCUAUCGACAACCGCACUACGAUGAAGCACUGGAGAUGCUCCUCCAGUGGACCACACCAGGAAGCUUGCUCAACCCUGCCGAUGUGCCAACGAACCCACAUGGCAACACAAUAGACCUCGCCUUCUCCAACAUACCACUAUCCGAAGCUGUCGUGGAGGAACACCUGGCCACCAGCUCUGACCACUUCACGCUCAGCGUGACACUCGCUGACCUGGCUCCGGCCUCGGUGCCGCUAGGAAAGGUCCGCCUCACCUCUGACGACGAGCUCGCUCGUUUCGCCGAAAUGGUCGAUUCCGGAGCAACAGCUAUCCCGGCCGCGGCCUCGUCUCCCCAAGAGCUUGAUUCCCUGGCGUUGGCGCUCGUGGAACUUCUCCAACUGGCAGCCAAGGCCGCCGGUCGCCCGUCCGCAAAGGGCACGCAGCGCGCCCUGGUGGACAGAAGAAUGCGCCCUCGCCGCGGCGGAAUACCGCGCGAUUAG